UAUUCAUGAGCUUUUCGCCCUCUACAACACCCUAUACUUCUGCGAUGUGCUACUUCCACGGGUGGAGCUGUCAUGGUCGAAGAGAUUGACUCUGUACGCGCGAGACUGUGCCGUAGAUGCGUCAGAUAACUGAUUUUGGUCACGGCAGAUGUGCUGGCAUCUGUGAGCUUGUCAAAGACGAACAAGGCAAAUACCGUCGAAUCCUGCUCAAGCUUUCAGAGGCACUCUUGAAGUAUCGUGCACGAGACGAUACGGUGAAUACUCUCCUGCACGAAGCGAUUCAUGCCUAUUUCUUCAUUACCUCCGUCUGGCGCAAGUCGACAGAUUCUGAUGAACUCGACCGCUCUGGACAUGGAACAGGUUUCCAGAUUCUGGCAUCGGCUAUAAACCAACAUGGCGGCUACGAUAUAAGUAUAUAUCAUACCUUCCACGAUGAAGUUGAGAGUUAUCGUACUCAUAUCUGGCAAUGUGAUGGACCGUGCCGUUCUCAAGCGCCGUUCUUUGGUCUUGUGAAGCGAAGCAUGAACCGUCCGCCUAGCAACCGCGAUUCCUGGUGGCAGAAACACCAAACGGAAUGUGGAGGCACCUACACCAAAAUCUCUGAGCCAGAUCUGACCAAAGAGCAAGUCAAAGCCUUGAGUGCUAGAGAGCGCGCAGGACGACAAACUAACAAGCUCGACUCCUGGAUACGACGCUCUGUGCGACCCAUGACCAAUUCUGUUGAGCCCCAGGGCGUCGAUGAAGAUGCUGAAGACCAUAAAGCAGGGUCUAUUCAUCCCCAUGAACCCCAGAAAAGACGUGUGAGUAUAGACACAAGAGAUCCAAGAAAACCCAAGAAAUUAAUGGUCUUCUGUCCUAUUUGCGACGUACCUGUCGACGAACAUGAUAUCAAUACACAUCUCGACGCACAACAUGCGUCUUAAUGAUUUGACGACAACUGUGAUAAAUGCGCAUCCAUGCUGACAGUACGGAUCUGCCAAGAUGCUGGAUCGGUAAUCGGCACGGAGAAUCCUAGAUGUUGAUUUGUUGACCCGGACCUCAUAGACAAGAUGAAUGGCAAGCGACGAAUCCAGCAUUGUACCACAUAUCUUUUGCUUUGGAUUACGACUCCGGAUGAUGCAAGCUUUACUCUCUUAUCCUGUUUCCAGAUUCUGGACAGCCCAUAGAGCCCCCGAUGAAUCACCAUGCUGGUAGUCCUAAGCUGCUUCCGCGCCUCAAAGCCGCAGGCAUACACAUGGGGACUCAGUUCCGGGUUUUCAUCUAGAGCUGAGCUAAAGUGCACCUCGUAAACCUACCCGCUGCGACCGCCCAGAGCUGACCACAGAGACGAGGUGUUACCACUUGCAUGCUGUUGCUGCG
Pseudovirgaria hyperparasitica is the source of this 1359-nucleotide messenger RNA. RefSeq lists its product as uncharacterized. Gene Ontology annotation, cellular component: nucleus. Gene Ontology annotation, biological process: DNA damage response. Gene Ontology annotation, molecular function: metalloendopeptidase activity; single-stranded DNA binding; polyubiquitin modification-dependent protein binding. Bases 117 to 923 code for a protein of 268 amino acids. NCBI's taxonomy places the organism in Eukaryota, Fungi, Ascomycota, Dothideomycetes, Acrospermales, Acrospermaceae. The transcript has 2 exons. The record is from RefSeq and is a predicted model, not a curated record.